This is a messenger RNA of Papaver somniferum (opium poppy), 1504 nucleotides long. RefSeq lists its product as uncharacterized. NCBI's taxonomy places the organism in Eukaryota, Viridiplantae, Streptophyta, Magnoliopsida, Ranunculales, Papaveraceae. The transcript has 3 exons. The record is from RefSeq and is a predicted model, not a curated record. Bases 166 to 495 code for a protein of 109 amino acids.
UCGAACCAGUUACGGCGGCGCUUUUCUACAAUCCUAGUGUUUUCUUCUGUUAAUCAUCUUCUUCCUAGCCACCACCAUCACCACUCAACAAAUGGGUUACGAGUGGAAUUUGGGUUUCGUAUCUCAUAAACCUUGGAGGGACGAUUGAUUUGAAUAAUAAUCAGUAUGAGCGGAAUCGGAAAUGGGGUUUUCAUAUUAUACACAUCCAGGAGAGCUGAUCCUGCAAUGAAUCAGCAUGAUCCAGCACAAUUUACUUGUUACUUGAUACUCGGGUUAAACAAUGUGCCGUGGAGACUAACCAAUGACCAAUUUACCUGGUCAAUUGAGCAGGAUGAAAAGGAGCGGGUGUUUCUCCUAGAACUCAAGAUCGGAGAAAAAGUUUUUAUAUGUGGUUUUGGGAAGCAAAAAGUUCGUAUAUAUACAUCAGGUUUAGCUUGUUCUCCAUGUAUUGUCAUAGAGAAAUCUCCUUUUGUUUUCCAAAGAGAGGUUAAUUGAUCUUUCACAAAUGAAAAAGAUUGCCUUUUGCCAACAACCAAAGAAUUGCACAGAUCUACAUGAGUUUGUAGCUCACCUGAAGUAAAAGAAGCAAAAGAUGAAUCAUGCACUGACAUUGGUUCUUCAUACGCUAGCAUUGUCGAUGAAGGUGAAGCAGUCGACGGAUUUGAUAAGCAUGGGAUAUAGCUACGAUUUUUAGUUCCUGGGUUUAAUUCUUUAGAUCCUGGAACAAUCAAGGGAGGAAAACCUUUCGACCCAAGAGUGAAAUCAGUGUUAUUAACAAGAUUAGAUGAGUUUCCACUCUUAUUAUUGAUCGAUGAUAGAUUGGCUGGAGGGAGAUUGCCGGCCGCCAUGCAUACAAAUCAUUAUUAGCAACAGUGAAAUCUGUGAGACGAGGAAGACUGGCUAAUUUAUAAGGAAUUUGACCAGAUAACCGAUUACUCGACAACCUAAGCCUAUUUAAAUAUGCACAAUCACCUAAAUUUGGAGGUAUAGAACCAGAAAGUUGAUUUCCGGAAAGAUCCAAGGUUGUUAGAUAAGGUAGCCAUGCAAAGAUUUGAGAAGGAAUUGUACCUGAAAUCCUAUUAUCAGAGAGAUCUAAAACUUGUAGACUAGCACAGUAUUGUAAAGAAUCAGGAAUUUGUUCUGAUAGUUCACCUGAUGGCAAUGAAACACGUAUCAAACGAUCUUCAUUUCCGUUCCAACAGCUAACACCAACGAGAUUACAAAUGAGACCAGCUGAAGAAUUAUCAGAAUUUCAUGAUUCCAAUCUUCCUUGAGGAUCCGUGAAAGCAGCUUUUAUGCCUUUUAGACACGUUAUAUCAUCUUCUAGAGCGACAACAGCGUUAGAUGAAAAAGGUGAUCAGUCUUGUUUUGAUGUUGUCUCGGUAGAGUUUGAAUCUUCGCAAAAGCAGCUCUUGCUGUAGUAGCCCUACACGACCUGACUGCCUUAUGAUUAUUGACUAUCUCGUCAAAAAAGUUCUCCUUGUUGAAUAAUAAGAUGAAUGAA